GUCAACUGUCAUUUAAGUUUACAUGUGUUAUAGGUUAUGGAAAAAUAAUAAAACUAAAUAUUUAUAAUAAGUUAGGAAUUUUAAAACAUCAAAAUGGGUAAGAAGAAAAAUAAAAAUAAAGUAAGCGGUGCUGUAAAGACCGCUGCGAAAACAGAGAAGAAGUUAGCAAAUAAGUUAAAAAAGGAACUAGCAAACUUGGGAGAGGAAGAUAUAGCUAAAGUUGUAGCGCAAAUAGAACGGGAAGAAGCGAAGCGUGCGGCGGCUAGUGAGAAAAGUCUACCAGGGCCUCCGAGUGCUAGAGCGUACGCCUCACUGACGCCGCAUCCCACGCUCAAUGAACUUAUAUUAUUUGGUGGUGAAUAUCAUAAUGGCCAAAAGACAGAAGUAUACAAUGAGCUGAUAUUCUACAAUCCGGUAAGCAAUAACUGGCGACAAAUAAAGGCUCCUGGUGCACCUCCACCUCGCAGCGCUCACCAAGCUGUAGCUACACCUGCUAAUAAAGGUGAACUAUGGGUGUUUGGCGGGGAGUUCACAAGCCCUUCAGAGACUCAGUUCUACCAUUACAAGGAUCUGUGGUGUUUCUCACUUGCAGAGAAGAAAUGGGAAAAGGUUGUAGCUCCGAAUGGUCCGUCGGCACGGUCCGGACACCGUAUGUCGCUGGUGGGGCGGCGGCUGCUUGUGUUCGGCGGGUACUGCGAUGACGGCCGCGAGUGUCGCUACCAUGAUGAUCUGUACGCCUUCUCCCUGGAUACUAGGACUUGGGAGAAGAUCACACCUAAUGGCAGAGGGCCCAGUCCAAGAUCAGCCUGUCUUAUGCUACCUGCGGGGAAUGACUCGGUGAUAAUAUACGGUGGUUUCUCUCGCGUGCGUGAGGGUCGUGUGGAGCGCGCGUGCACGCACACGGACAUGUUCCGGCUGAGCUGUGGCGGGGGCGGGGGCGGGGCUGGGGGCGGGGGCGGGGCGUGGCGCGCGCUGGGCGGCGGGGCGCGGCCGGCGCGCGCUGGCCUCGCUGCCGCUGUUAACGUGCACGCUAACAGGGCCUAUGUAUUCGGUGGCGUUAAUGAUGUAGAAGAGACAGAAGAAGAGCUUAAAGGUGAAAUGAGCGACGACCUGUCCGUAUUGGAUUUGGAGACAGCGCGCUGGCAUGCUGUCACGCUGCGCUCCGAGCAGCCACGCCCACCUGUGGUACCAGACACGCCCAUCGAGCAGCCGUGCCCGGAACCCGUCACAGUGAUAACGGACGAGGUGUUCACAAUAAAGCUGGGUGGUGCGGUGGCGGAGGCGGGGGCGGGGGCGGGUGCGGGGGCGGAGCGCGGUGUGUGCGGGGCGGGGCGCGCGGGGGGCGGGCCGUGCGCGCGCAUGUCGGCGGCGCUGGCGGCGCACCGCUCCGUGCUGUAUGUGUACGGCGGCGUGCUGGAGAAGGAUGACAAGCAGUUCUAUCUCGGAGAUAUGUACAGUCUAGAUCUACAUAAGCUAAACGAGUGGAAGACGAUAAUCUCCCAGCCGGAGUUGCCGGACUGGCUCGGCUCAGACUCAGAGUAUGACUCUGACGGAUCUGACGACGAGUCUGACAGUGAUGAUUCUGACGAACAAUAAACCAGUGAAAGUGUCAGUGAUAAGUGUUAAAGUGUUUAAAAUAGUUACACAAACAUUUUACGCAUAUAAUUUAUAAGAAUAAGGGCAUGUCCCACAAAAUUGU
Papilio polytes (common Mormon) is the source of this 1699-nucleotide messenger RNA. RefSeq names its product kelch domain-containing protein 4. Bases 94 to 1596 code for a protein of 500 amino acids. The record is from RefSeq and is a predicted model, not a curated record. Gene Ontology annotation, molecular function: protein binding. The transcript is spliced from 9 exons. NCBI's taxonomy places the organism in Eukaryota, Metazoa, Arthropoda, Insecta, Lepidoptera, Papilionidae.